Malaya genurostris is the source of this 2340-nucleotide messenger RNA. RefSeq lists its product as uncharacterized. The transcript has 2 exons. NCBI's taxonomy places the organism in Eukaryota, Metazoa, Arthropoda, Insecta, Diptera, Culicidae. Bases 1 to 2340 code for a protein of 779 amino acids. The record is from RefSeq and is a predicted model, not a curated record.
AUGAUACCAGCAUCUGUAAAUAACACGUCUAGUCAACGUCUAACGACAACUGCUACCGUUGCACACUCCGGGAUUACCAGUUGUAAUUCACAAAUCCCAGGACGAACCAAAAUAAUACUUGCAACUGCUGUAAUUAUAUUAAUCGAUGAUACUGGUAAGGAGCACUUGGCGCGCGCAUUGUUAGAUUCGGGUAGUGAGUGUUGUUUCGCUACGAAAAGAUUAUUCCAAAUGAUGAAGGUGAAACAAACUAGAGUUGAUUUACCGAUAGCUGGGAUUGGAAAGUCGUCGGCUACAGUCAAAUAUCAAUUCCAGUCGUUAAUAAAAUCGAGAAACUCGGAAUUUUGCGCGAAUGUGGAACUCCUGAUUCUACCGAAGGUCACUAUUGAUCUCCCGUCACUCAACGUUGACACUACUACAUGGAAAAUACCCGAAGGAAUUACACUAGCCGAUCCAGCCUUCAACUUGCCUAGUGCAAUAGAUGUUGUAUUGGGUGCCGAGAUAUUUUUUGAUUUGUUUUCUGUUCCUGGUCGUAUUUAUCUAGGCGACACAUGCCCGUUACUUAUCAAUUCGGUGUUUGGCUGGGUUGUGUCCGGCAAAGCGAGAGGCGAGUUUGUCGCCAAUUCCGCACUCUGCAAUUUAGCAAUUGUUGACAAUCUUCAGACCACAAUGGAAAGGUUCUGGACUAUUGAGGAAGGCAAAAAUUCUAGUAAUUAUUCAUUAGCGGAAACUAAAUGCGAAGAAAUAUUUAAACAGACGGUACAGCGCAAUGCUGACGGACGAUAUACAGUUCGACUUCCAUUCAAGGAUCGUCAGAUCGAGCUAUUGGGAGAAAAUAGAAAAACUGCAUUGCGGAGAUUUCAUUUGCUAGAAAAUCGUUUAGCUCGCAAUCCUGAUCUUAGUCGUCAAUAUCGAGAAUUCAUGAAUGAAUACCUUAGAUUAGGACAUAUGUCACCGGUUUUAGAUGACGCAAAUGAUUUGAGUUCAUGCUAUUACUUGCCCCAUCAUCCUGUAAUUCGCGAAAGCAGCACGACGACAAAGGUUCGUGUUGUCUUCGAUGCUUCUUGCAAAACGAAUACCGGACUAUCUCUAAAUGAUGCGCUUUUAGUCGGACCGGUUGUACAAGAGGACCUGCGAUCGUUAAUAAUUCGUGCUCGAAUUAAUCCAAUCAUCUUGAUUGCGGACGUCGAAAAGAUGUAUCGGCAAAUUAUGUUACAUGCAGACGACACUCACUUUCAAAGAAUAUUCUGGCGAUCUGCAACAGAUGAACCCAUUCAAACUUUUGAGCUUAAAACGGUGACUUAUGGCACCGCUUCUGCUCCCUUUUUGGCAACUCGUGUUCUAAAGCAAUUGGCCAUAGAUGAAGCAAACAAGUAUCCAAUCGGUGCAAAGGCAGCUCAAACAGAUUUUUACGUCGACGAUCUUUACUCUGGAUCUGCAACAGAAGAAGAGGCAAUCGAGCUUCGCAAGCAAUUAGACUCGUUGCUUGCUGCUGGCGGGUUUCAACUGAGGAAAUGGGCAUCAAACAGCAAAAUAGUUCUUGCGGGAAUUCCACCCGAAAACCUUGCGAUUCACGGAAUGGUGGAUUUUGAUAGAUACCAAACUAUUAAAACGCUCGGUUUGCACUGGGAGCCGAUGAGCGAUUGCCUAAAGUAUCAAAUUCAGCUUCCGUUGUUGGAAAAAACAAGAUUAACGAAACGUUUGACUUUGUCGUAUAUUGCUCAGAUUUUUGACCCUCUUGGAUUGGUAGGGCCCGUCGUUGUAACAGCGAAAGCGUUUAUGCAGACACUCUGGUCACUCAUGGAUGACGAUGGAGUUAUAUGGCAGUGGGAUCGUGAACUACCACCACUCUUGUACGAUCAGUGGGAGAAAUACCAUUCGGAACUUUCGUCGCUCAAUCGACUUCGGGUAGAUCGCUUUGUGCUUUUGCCCACGGCAGUUAAAAUAGAAUUGCAUAUAUUUUCGGACGCUUCCGAGAGAGCCUACGGCCAUUUGGAUGACGUUAAAAAUAUAUUCGAGCAACGGGGUGUUGCUGGACAGCUGCUGAUUCGGAAGCAACUUCUUACGCUGAAAUAUUCGGAAAGAGGUGGCACUAAUUUGUCGGAGCAUCUGUUGCGGUUCAACAGGUUGAUCCGUGAACUGAAGGGAAGUGGAGCAAAUGUGGAGGAAUCAGAUGCAGUGUGUCAUCUAUUGUUGACACUGCCGGCAUCAUUGGAUUCGGUUGUCACGGCGAUUAAAACUCUUCCCGGUGGUUUAACCAUGGACUUUGUCAAAAAGCGGCUUAUGGAUGUUGACAUUAAGCGUCAGAAUUCGGAUAUGUUAGUGUACGAAAGUAAAAAUUAA